AUGCCAUCCCGCCAGCAACCGCACUUCCAGCCCCCGCCACCAAUCCGUACCUCCACCCACGACUCUGCAAAGUCUCAGUUGUCAGGGACUGUGUCUCCUGCCUCUGACAUGAUGUCACCAACUUCCACAUUUUCCCGAGAUGGCCGUUCCCCCGUUUCGCCGGGCGAGGAGUCGUUCUUUGGGGCCAUCGCCUCGCGGAUUCGCGGCCGCUCAAGGAGUCGAUCCCGAAAUCGUUCCUCUCGAGAGCGAUCCAAGUCUCCGAUCAUGCUGCCGCCUGAGCAAAUGCCUCCAACUUCGAGUGCCCAGCCUAUGAGCCCAACAUACACAACGCAGAGGCAGCAGCAACCACGACACGUGUCGCAUGCGAGCCAAAGCUCAGUAACUUCCACCACCUCAAAGCCCUCUAGACCGAGUCUCCAAGGGCCGACGAGGAGAAGCACGAGCAGCAGCGACAUGUGGCGUGGACGCCAUUCCAAUUCCUGGCUAUUCAACGACUUCUCCGUGACAGACACGGCAAAGGACAUCCUUCAUCUUCGACGAAAAUCAUGA
Molecule: messenger RNA, 549 nt
Organism: Lindgomyces ingoldianus
Lineage: Eukaryota; Fungi; Ascomycota; Dothideomycetes; Pleosporales; Lindgomycetaceae
Exons: 1
Coding region: 1-549 (182 amino acids)
Source: RefSeq, a predicted model, not a curated record